ACCUUUUUCAUCUCUCCCUCGACAUCCGCUUCGAGUCUUUCAUCCAGCAUCUGGUCGUCCGGCCCAAGCUCGAGCUACGCCAGUCGAGAAACGCAACCGGCCGCCAUGCCCGGACCAACCCCGACCGGCUACCUCUCGAAUACAUCCUCUGCGGUUGACGACGACGUGACCACGGCGGGCUCGGCGCAACGGCGUCCGCAUUCGUCCCGAAGCCGAAGAAGCUCGCGAUCGGCGAAUCCCCUGUUUACACGCUGGGGAAGACGUCACCAGCAACACCAACACCACGACUUUCACGACCGCCACAAUGGGUAUCUGCAGGACCCGAAUGGCUCGGACCACAGUUCGCCGGAAAGCCAGCCGAGCAGCGGCAACAACCCGGGCGUUAAGCGGCCAGUGCUUUCGAGGUCGAGCAACACUCAAAAACGACAGUCCCAGACUGGAGCGAUGCCGCAGAUGACGCGACAAGAGUUUGAGGCUCUGCCAUUGGCAAUCCAGCGAAAGUACUUCUCGACACUUGAACGGCUGCGCUUUGCCCAAGAGUCCGGCCUGGUUGACGGCAUCUCCCAGCACUACGACGACAUAUCACGCUUCAGGCGCCGGAAGUCAUGCCGAGACCGCAGCGUGUCUGAGCAUAUUCACCGGAAAUCCCCUCCCGAAAGUGAAUUCUCGGUUUCUGACCUGUCGCCUUCUUAUGUUGGUCUGCCUGGUGCACGGCAAAAGGAGUACAGUCGCGACAAGCAGGUCGUCCUCGCGCGACGCCUGCGUGCCAGCGUGAUUCUAGACGCCGCGGACGAGGCCAUUUACAAACUCAACCGACGGGCUAGUAGACACCUAGCCCCGAGCGUCGAUACCUACAGCACGCCCCCUUCGCCUCGGCCGAAUAGCAUGGAUUCUCACGUUGCCGCCAUGAAGAGUCCCCCCGCUCAGCCCAAUAGCAGAGAUGUCCCCCAGUCGUUUUACGAGAGCUUUCGAUGGCUGGAGGAAGAAGAGGACUUAGAUUUACGUCUCUUCCUCGACGACUAUCACGCAAACUUGAGGGAAGGCAUGCCCUCGCCAACAGAGAAGCCGCGGCCGUCUUUCCGUCGGCACCUGUCUAUAUCAAAGAUUCCGUUCAGCCGAAACUCGGUUUCGAUGAGCAGGCCGGGGACUAAGGACACGACAUCGCCCACCUCCCCAACACAUAGCCCGUCGGGCAGCGCGUCCAACCCGUUUGGGCAAACCAAGCGCAAGUCUCGGGCAUUGUCGUUGAUCACACCCAAGCAUUCACCGCAGGAGUCCAUCACAGCAUUUGAUCCGGCUGCGGCCCACUAUCAAGAUCCUGAAGCCCGCUUAAAGCUGCGGGUUUAUCUAGCAUCACCCCAGAAAUUCGACGAGGCCAUCGAGUUUGGGUUCCCGUCAAUAGACAUGUUCUCGGGCGCACCCGUGCCUAAUGACGGCGGAGCCUCUCAGCAGCGGCAGGAGAGGCAUAAAUGGACGGAGAGCUCUCCAAACAUGCGCUCAUUCUUGGCAGACGAGGAUGACGACGAGGAUGACGACAAGCUGUCGCUGCAUAGUGAUCAGCUUUCGGUGGCUGAUCCGGAUUCGCCAACUACACCACAUACGCUGGAGAACAAGCCCACCGGUCUUCGGCACCUGCGCAUGGUCUCGGCCGAUCCGGCAUUUCUCAAAGAUUCUAGUAAUCGCGCUCCCGAAGUGGGCGGUUAUGCCCAGGCGCCCGCCUCGUCUCGCGAGAUGACGCUACGCAUGACACUGACGAGGCCGGAUCUACGCGCCAACGACGAUCAAAUCUACGGGUGGCAGCAAAAGACGGGCCACCCCGGCCAUGGGAGGUCGAUGACCGGAACGGCGCAAGGUUUGGAAAAUAACGGUGUUUACGGCGAUGGGAUUCCUAAGGAGAGCCUGGAAAAGGCAUCCGCAGGGAUGGAUCACUGGGCAAUGAAUGCAACCGACAAGGGGGUCAUGAAAAGAAUAUGGAACCGCAUGCGGCGAUCGUGA
Molecule: messenger RNA, 1995 nt
Organism: Lasiosphaeria miniovina
Lineage: Eukaryota; Fungi; Ascomycota; Sordariomycetes; Sordariales; Lasiosphaeriaceae
Exons: 3
Source: RefSeq, a predicted model, not a curated record